Messenger RNA from Chrysemys picta bellii (western painted turtle), 1164 nucleotides. The record is from RefSeq and is a predicted model, not a curated record. NCBI's taxonomy places the organism in Eukaryota, Metazoa, Chordata, Testudines, Emydidae.
AUGGCCACAGAAAACCCCAUGGAAAGUCUCCAGGAAGAAGCUACAUGUCCCGUCUGUCUGGAGUAUUUCACAGAACCUGUCAGUCUGGAGUGUGGGCACAAUUUCUGCCGAUCCUGCAUCGAAAUAGCCAAACGGUGGAGUUUACAGGCAGCAAAGGGAGCAGGAGAGGAGAGGGUGUGUGGGGAACACCAGGAGACUCUGAAACUGUUCUGUGAAGAGGAUCAAACUUCUGUCUGUGUGGUUUGCCAUCUGUCCCGGGCUCACAGAGCUCAUAUGGUGGUUCCCAUAGAGGAGGCUGCCCAGGAGUACAAGGUGAAACUCCAGGGAGCCCUGGGCCCUCUGAGGAAGGAGCUGGAAGAGGCCCUGGCUCUGACGUCUAAAGAGGAGGAGAAAAGCACAGAGUGGCAGAGGAAAGUGAAGAACAGGAGAGAGACGAUUGCAGGUGAAUUUAACAAACUGCACACGCUGCUGAGAGCGGAGGAGCAGCUGCUUCUGCAGAGACUAGAGGUGGAGGAGAGGGAGACUCUGCAGAGACUAAGGGAAAAUGUCACCAAACUCUCCCAGCAAAGUUCCUCUCUGCAGCAGCUGAUCGCAGAGAUAGAGGAGAAGUGUCAGCAACCAGUUGUCGAGCUGCUAAAGGAUGUGAAAAGCACAUUGAGCAGGAGUGAGAAUGUGAAACUCCAGGAACCAGAAGCUGUUUCUACUGGCCUGAAGAACGUGUAUAAAAUUUCCCUUGACAUGAGGGAAGUGCUGAAGAGAUUCGGAGUGGACAUGACUCUGGAUCCAGACACGGCUCAUCCCUGGCUCGUCCUGUCUGAGGAUCAGAAACAUGUGAGACUCGGAGACACACACCAGGAUCUGCCCGACAACCCUGAGAGAUUUGAUCCUUGUCCCUGUGUCCUGGGCAUUGAGGGGUUCACAGGUGGGAGGCGUUACUGGGAGGUGGAGGUGGGAGACAACUGGACUCUGGGGGUUUGUAGGGAAUCUGUGAGCAGGAAGGGGUGGGUCACACUCUCACCUGAGGAUGGAUACUGGGCCAUGUGGCUGAGGGAUGGGGAAUACGAGGCCCUCACCUCCCACUCGACCCCCCUCCCCGUGAGCAUCAGGCCCAGCCGGGUGGGGAUUUUCCUGGACUAUAAGGCGGGCGAGGUCUCGUACAAGUGA